Prorocentrum cordatum is the source of this 582-nucleotide messenger RNA. The record is from the annotation of a GenBank genome assembly. Lineage: Eukaryota; Dinophyceae; Prorocentrales; Prorocentraceae.
GGCGAUGGGCGCCGCGCAGUGGGCCCUGCUCCCCGCCACGCUGCUGGGCCCGGGGCGGGGCAGCCUAGACUGCUGGCAGGGCGACUUCUCGCCGGACCUCGACCGCUGCUGUGAUACCACACGCGGCGCCACGGGCGAGUCGAGCUGCUGGGCCGGCGAGUUCACCUUCGAGGGCUGCUGCACGCCUGGGGCGCGCGUGUCCGCCGGCGACCUCGCGGUCUGGCUCGUGGCCGCGGAGCGCAAGUACGGCGGCGUGCACCGGCUGCCCUGCGCCUCGCCUGCGGGCAGCUGCACCGGGGGCGACCGCAUGGGCCCGCGGCCAGAGGGCAACGCCUACGCGCGCUUCUACGCCGGCAUCCUGCGCCCCCUGAUGCCGCCGUCCCCAGGAUUCCACCUAGCCGAGGUGGGCGUGCUCGCGGGCGUGGGGCUGGCGAUAGGACCUGAAAAACCGAGCAAACCCCAAACUUUUGGAGGACCGCGCGGAUUGAUUGGGUCGGCGCUGCACAAACCUCCCACACCCUUGCCACAGCACAUGGAGCGCGCCAGGGGUGGCUCCGGGGGGGCGCCGCCAGGGGUGCGAGG